GGCUUGGAAAAGUGGCUCCUUUGUGACAGCUCUCGCCGGAUCGGGGGCCGCUCGUUUGCAUCUCAUUAGCCGCGCGGGAGGCCGGCGGGAUAUAAGGCGGCGGGCGCCGGCGGGAGCCAGAUCCUCGGCGCGCGCCCGCGGAGAGCCGGCCCGGCCCGGGGCAGUCGCCGGAGCGCACGGGCAGCGCGGCGCUGAGCCUCCCCCGCGCCCCGGGCCCUCCGCUCCGUGCGCCUUCACUCGGAUGGCACCGGCCGGACUCCGCGGAACGACGCGCGUCCGUGCGGCGGCACCGGAGAGGAGAGUCCGCAGCGCUCCCGGGACGACCGCCGCCGCCCAGUGACCCCGGGCCGCCGCGACAGCCACCGCCCCGCCACCGGCCGCGCCCUCCGCGCGCCCUGCCGGGCCCCGGGAUUAUCGCCUCGCCGGUGGGACUUCCAGACCGCGGCUCCUGGGUCGGCCUGCGGAGGAGGCCUCUGCGGCGCCCUCGGGAGCUGGGCUGAGCACCCGGACGCCGCCGCUCUCCCGCCGCCCGCGAAGCUAACCGGGAAGCGGACGACCCUCACCUGCGCGUGCACCGGACGAAGGGGAGGAAAACCGAAAGCGGCCGGCCGGCGGCGGCGACCCGGAGCCAGCCUUCUCCUCGCGGCCCCCGGAGCUGCCGCCGGACACCCAGGGGCGGACCCAGGGAGCGCAGCCUCCGAAGGGGCUGGGGACGCACUCUGGGAGGAGGAGGCGCUGGUCCCCCGGCCCGGGGCACCCGACCCCCGGCUCCGUCCGCUGCCGCGUGCGGGGAGACCAUGGGCGGCCGGCGCGCGCUGGCGCUGGCGCUGGCCCUGGCCGUCGCCUCCGCCCUGCUGGGUCAGGUCCGGGGCUCGGGGGUGUUCGAGCUGAAGCUGCAGGAGUUCGUCAACAAGAAGGGGCUGCUGGGCAACCGCAACUGCUGCCGCGGGGGCGCGGGGCCGCCGCCGUGCGCCUGCAGGACCUUCUUCCGCGUGUGCCUCAAGCACUACCAGGCCAGCGUGUCCCCCGAGCCGCCCUGCACCUACGGCAGCGCCGUCACGCCCGUGCUGGGCGUCGACUCCUUCAGCCUGCCCGACGGCGCGGGCGCCGGGCCCGCCUUCAGCAACCCCAUCCGCUUCCCCUUCGGCUUCACCUGGCCGGGCACCUUCUCUCUGAUUAUUGAGGCUCUCCACACAGAUUCUCCUGAUGACCUCACGACAGAAAACCCAGAAAGACUCAUCAGCCGCCUGGCCACCCAGAGGCACCUGACGGUGGGCGAGGAGUGGUCCCAGGACCUGCACAGCAGCGGCCGCACGGACCUCAAGUACUCCUACCGGUUUGUGUGUGACGAGCACUACUACGGGGACGGCUGCUCAGUCUUCUGCCGUCCCCGAGAUGAUGCCUUCGGCCACUUCACCUGUGGAGAGAGAGGGGAGAAGGUCUGCAACCCUGGCUGGAAAGGCCAGUACUGCACAGAACCAAUCUGCUUGCCGGGGUGUGAUGAGCUGCAUGGGUUUUGUGACAAGCCAGGGGAGUGCAAGUGUCGAGUGGGCUGGCAGGGUCGGUACUGUGAUGAGUGCAUCCGAUACCCAGGCUGUCUCCAUGGCACCUGCCAGCAGCCCUGGCAGUGUAACUGCCAGGAAGGCUGGGGGGGCCUUUUCUGCAACCAGGACCUGAACUACUGCACGCACCAUAAGCCCUGCAAGAAUGGGGCCACCUGCACUAACACGGGGCAGGGCAGCUACACCUGCUCUUGUCGGCCUGGGUACACGGGCUCCACAUGUGAGCUGGAGGUGGACGAGUGUGAGGGCAGCCCCUGCAGAAAUGGGGGCAGCUGUACGGAUCUCGAGAACAGCUAUUCCUGUAUCUGUCCCCCUGGCUUCUAUGGCAAAGUCUGUGAGCUGAGCGCCAUGACCUGUGCAGAUGGCCCUUGCUUCAACGGGGGACGGUGCUCAGACAACCCCGAUGGGGGAUAUGCCUGCCGCUGCCCUGUAGGCUACUCUGGCUUCAACUGCGAGAAGAAAAUUGAUCGCUGCAGCCCUUCACCCUGUUCUAAUGGUGCCAAGUGUGUUGACCUCGGCGAUGCCUACCUGUGCCGCUGCCAGGCCGGCUUCUCUGGGCGGCACUGCGAUGACAACGUGGAUGACUGUGCCUCCUCCCCAUGUACCCAUGGGGGCACCUGUCGGGACGGCGUGAACGACUACUCCUGCACCUGCCCCCCCGGCUAUGCGGGCAAAAACUGCAGCGCCCCCAUCCGCAGGUGUGAGCAGGCGCCCUGCCACAAUGGGGCCACCUGCCAUGAGAGGGGCCACCGCUACGUGUGCGAGUGCGCCCAGGGCUACGGGGGCCCCAAUUGUCAAUUCCUGCUCCCGGAGCCGGCCCCCGGCCCCAUGGUGGUGGAUCUCACCGAGAAGCUGGAGGGGCAGGGCGGGCCGCUCCCCUGGGUGGCAGUGUGUGCCGGCGUCGUCCUGGUCCUCAUGCUGCUGCUGGGCUGCGCUGCUGUGGUGGUCUGCAUCCGGCUGAGGCUGCAGAAGCGCCGACCCCCCGCUGACCCCUCCCACGGGGAGACGGAGACCAUGAACAACCUGGCCAACUGCCAGCGGGAGAAAGACAUCUCGGUCAGCGUCAUCGGGGCCACGCAGAUCAAGAACACCAAUAAGAAGGCAGACUUCCAUGGGGACCACAGUGCCGACAAGAACGGCUUCAAAGCCCGUUACCCGGCAGUGGACUAUAAUCUCGUACAGGACCUCAAGGGCGACGAAACCACCAUCAGGGAUGUACACAGCAAGCAUGAUGCCAAGUGCCAGCCCCAGGGCUCCGCAGGGGAGGAGAAGGGUACCCCGACCACACUCAGGGGUGGAGAAUCAUCUGAAAGAAAAAGGCCAGACUCUGUCUAUUCUACUUCAAAAGACACCAAGUACCAGUCGGUGUACGUCAUAUCGGAAAAGGAUGAGUGUGUCAUAGCAACUGAGGUGUAAAGUGGAAGUGAUAUGGCAAAAUUCCCGUUUCUCUUAAGAUAAAUAAAAUUCCAAGGAUAUAUGCCCCCGUGAAUGCUGCUGAGAGAGGAAAGGGAGACCUCCGUGGACUGCUGCUGAGAAACUAACUCGGACCGAGCUGGUUCUCUUCCUGAAGUUAGCCAAGCGACGGCGCCGGCGCCCGGCCCGGCGGGCUCUCGCCCCAGCUGCGCCGCCUGACGACGCUCCCUUGCACUACGGACAGUUGCUUUUACAGAGAAUAUAUUUAAGUGAACGGACUGAACUGCUACGUGCGGAGCAUGCACUGCCUGGAGUGUAUAUUUCAGAUUCUGAUGAGCCAGUCUUUUCUCGGAUUAGAAACACAAACACUGCCUUUAUUGUCCCUUUUGAUACUAAAAUGUGUUUUUUCUAGACAGAAAAAAA
Cynocephalus volans (Philippine flying lemur) is the source of this 3398-nucleotide messenger RNA. It is a transcript of the gene DLL1, whose product is annotated as delta like canonical Notch ligand 1. Gene Ontology annotation, cellular component: plasma membrane. Gene Ontology annotation, molecular function: Notch binding; calcium ion binding. Bases 798 to 2978 code for a protein of 726 amino acids. The record is from RefSeq and is a predicted model, not a curated record. Gene Ontology annotation, biological process: Notch signaling pathway; cell communication; negative regulation of Notch signaling pathway. Lineage: Eukaryota; Metazoa; Chordata; Mammalia; Dermoptera; Cynocephalidae. The transcript is spliced from 11 exons.